UUCAAGUUCAAGUUCAAGGGCUUCUUCAAGUUUGUUUCUGAACGCGUUGCUUGGCGGGAGUACACAGCAGAAGCCCUGCAAGAAGGCAUGCAAUGGCUUCUCUGUUCCACUCACGAGUAGAACAUGUGCGACGCAAGAGGGAGGAGCCCAGGGGUUAGCAGGGAUCCUGAACAUUAGCUAGCACCAUGACUUAAGCAAAGCGGGGACCGCUUCAAGAAGUUGGAGGUUGUUCUAUCUUUGACAGGAACAUGACCUAAGGUUGUCAUAAUAGUGAGCAAGGCAAGACAUGCUUUUUCCAGCCACAGUACAAACCGCGGUCCUUCCCAGCAAAUUCUUUGAACAGAUGACGGCGUGCUCGUAAUCACAAGUAAGCACAGGUUGUUCUCCUUGAGCAUUUGGGUCAGGCAGCUUCACUGAAUCAGAGAGGAAGCAUCAUCUGAAGGUUGUUUCUUUGGUGUGGCUGAUUGGACAGCUUGAGCAGGCUGCUUCAGGAUUGCCCCACAGAAAACAGAAACAAACAAACAAAAGCUAAAGAUGAGAGUACGUGGCCCUGGUGGUGUGUGUUAUGGCAUCGAGCUCCUGGACUCAAGCUUGUCCAAAAUAGCAGAGGUUGAGAGCAACCGCACCUUCUAUGCGGCAGUUCAAAAGCCAGGCGAUGGCUUCGCUGUCAGAGUCUACCGCUGUCAAGAAGGCGGGGGAGAUCCCCCAGCGCAGCCAAUGAUCAUAGACUGCUACUUGGACGGAAAGAGCGUGGGAUACUCCAAGAAGUUUCAAGCUGGGGGGAGCCACAGCGCCCGCUUUGACGGGUUCAGACUCGAUGGCGAUUGGCGGAAGGUCACCUCGUUUGUGUUUGCUGCGCCUCAGCAGCGAGAAGACAACACUGGCAGCCAAGACGGCGGUCAUGGGACAGGGGACCUGGGGAGCGUCAAGGUCGUGUUCAUCCCAGCAGAAACGUAUGACUGUCCGGGACAAGGGGAGUGCCACCGGUGCAGGAAGUAUGCGGGCCUGGACAAGCACAAAGGAGAGGGGGCGCGGGCGCCGUCCAUGCAGCAGCUGCCGGACGGGAAGAAAUUUUACCUGGCGCCGAGCCUCGGAGCCAGCACUGGCAGAACAAUCUACCGAGCGGUGCAGCCCCGACGAGUGCACUUCCGACACGCCCCAGGUGCAGCUAAGAUCACCCUCACUCUGCGCUAUGAGACCGUCAGCAUCCUAGCGCUCCGAAAGAUCCUUGACCCGGCAGUCCCAGAACACGUUGCGCUCAUAAACCGGACAAAGAUGCCGGCUCCCUCAACGAGCUCUCGGGAAAGCAGACGAGACCCAGCCGGCGGUGUGGGUCUCGGUAGUCAGAACCGGUACUCGCAAGUCAGCGAGGCGGGUAUGAGCACGCAAGGUGAUGAUGUCAAGCCAGAGUCGCAAACGCUGGACCGGAUUCUCGAGCACGGUCCAUUUGGAAGUCAAAGUGGGGGAAACGAAGAGGUGGAUGUCAAGCCCCGCAAGCGACGGAGGGCGGAACCACCUGUGUACAUAGAUUUGGGUGAUGAUAAAGCGUCGACGCACUUUCAGCAGUUCCAGGUAGCCAGUAAAAGAGUUUCGAUACAAGAUAAUUGAAAGGCAGAGAAUGAUUCAGAUUUUGCAACUUUCUACGCAGUAUACGGCCAUGUAUGUACGUUUGGCAGCUCUCUUGUCAAGCUGUCCGGCAGGUACUGCUAGCCAGUCGAGUCCGGGCUCUGUACUGAUAGCCGGCCCUACAUGCAAAUCUGCG
Molecule: messenger RNA, 1762 nt
Organism: Klebsormidium nitens
Lineage: Eukaryota; Viridiplantae; Streptophyta; Klebsormidiophyceae; Klebsormidiales; Klebsormidiaceae
Source: the annotation of a GenBank genome assembly